GCCCAGCAGGGCAGAUCCAGAUCCGCCGCGGGAGACCAGAACCAAGACCAUCCCGGUGGAUGUCCACCGCAACGUGCCGCCACAGGAGGUCAAGCAGCUGCUGCUUGGCGAUGACGACGCGAACAUGGACUACAUCCGGUCGGAGGUCGCCGAGGGGACGCACGUCGACUUCCUCAACAGGAACGUGCUCGGCAGGCCCGAGUUCAUCGUCAAGUCGGAUGACGAGGACGACCUCGGCAAGGCCGUGGAGAUGAUCAAGGACCUGCUGGAGGCCAUGCAGGAGGACCUGCAGGCGCACCCAACCGACCUCGAGGGCAGCAGCGCCUCUCGACCGCGGUCGAGAUUCCACGGUUUAUGA
Prorocentrum cordatum is the source of this 358-nucleotide messenger RNA. NCBI's taxonomy places the organism in Eukaryota, Dinophyceae, Prorocentrales, Prorocentraceae. The record is from the annotation of a GenBank genome assembly.